AUGUUAGGCUUAGAUGAAUGGUUUUAUAAUUUCUCGCAAUUUAUAUUUGACUUGUCAACUCCAGAAAAUUUAGCGCUUAUAAAAGCUCCUUAUACAGAGAUGCAUAUUUAUGGAACGUUUAAAUGUGCUGAAAUUGGUUCUGUUAUUGGUGGCUUAAUUGCUCAUCCAAUAUAUAGGUUUUAUUUAUGGAACAAAGUUUCUCCCGGUACAAUGACAUCUAAUACGGGUAAAGUAAUCAGAAACAAAUGCCGAAAAUUACAGGGAAGAUUUCUACUUGGUGGUUUAUUUAUGGGACCAAUUAUGACAUUAGCUUACCAAAACAUUACACAAAUAACUGAAAAAGAAGCAAAAGAAUUUUGUUAUAAAGUGAGAUGUGACUCACAUGGUUUAGUACAAGAUAGAUCUGCUUUUGCCUUUGGACUUAUUGGAUGGUAUUGGAAAAGAUUUCAAGGAGCUGUAGAUGGAGUGAACUUAGGUCUAUUUUAUUCGUUGAUUCAUAAAUAUCUUAUAGCAGAACAUGGUACACCUUUAUUUAAGGAUAAUGUUUUACCAGAUCAAAGAUUGCCAAGUGUAGAAGAUUUAGAAAAAAGAUCUUCUAAAUUUAAGAAAUUUAUUUUAGAAAAUGAACAUUGGAAAGAUUUAAAAUAA
Messenger RNA from Strongyloides ratti, 648 nucleotides. Its product is annotated as Protein of unknown function DUF1757 family-containing protein. The transcript has a single exon. The record is from RefSeq and is a predicted model, not a curated record. Bases 1 to 648 code for a protein of 215 amino acids. Lineage: Eukaryota; Metazoa; Nematoda; Chromadorea; Rhabditida; Strongyloididae.